UGUGUUUCCGUCAAUGGCACUCUGCAUAUCGCGGUUAUGGUGGUGUUUGCUGCUGGUUUACGUAGAAUUUGAGGUGGUGUUUUCCGAUACGGACCCUGGUGACGCGGAGGCACUUCGAGCGUUGAAAGACCAGUGGCGAAAUACGCCACCGAGCUGGGGUAGGUCGAAUGAUCCAUGUUCGUGGGAAGGUGUCACCUGCAGCAGCUCGAGGAUCGUUUCAUUGGGAUUGUCGAGCAUGGGCCUGGUUGGUCAGCUCGUUGGCGACAUUGGUGGCCUCACUGCACUAACAUCCUUGGACUUGUCAUUUAAUGGCGGCCUCACUGGUUCAAUUUCUCCGCGGAUAGGCAACCUGAAAAGUCUUAACAUAUUAAUCCUAGCGGGCUGUAGCUUCACCGGCAGCAUCCCAUCUGAACUAGGAAACCUUCAGGAGCUAUCAUUUUUGGCAUUGAACACAAACAAUUUGACGGGUGAAAUCCCUUCUUCGUUGGGACUUCUUUCCAAACUUUACUGGUUGGACCUUGCCGAGAAUCAUCUCACAGGGUCCAUUCCGGUAUCAAGUGACACCAAACCUGGCUUGGAUCAGCUAAAACAUGCAAAGCAUUUCCAUUUCAAUAAGAACAAGCUUUCAGGUGGAAUUCCUGGCCAACUUUUCAGCAAUGACAUGGUGCUGAUGCAUGUAUUGUUUGAUGGAAACGAAUUUACUGGAACAAUCCCAUCUACAAUUGGAUAUGUUCGGACACUAGAGGUCCUUCGGCUAGAUAGAAAUGCGUUCUCAGGCGAGGUUCCGUUGAACCUCAACAACCUCACUAGUCUAAGUGAAUUGAAUUUAGCUCACAACAAUCUAUUCGGAGCUUUGCCUGAUUUAAAUGGGAUGAAUGCCCUCAGUUAUGUGGACUUGAGCAAUAAUUCCUUUCGCCAAUCUGACCCUCCAGUUUGGUUUUCCACCUUACCAUCGUUAAGCACUCUAGUUAUGGAGUUUGCUUCACUCAGAGGGAGGCUGCCACAAGAGCUUUUCAGUUUAUCAGGAAUUCAACAAGUGAAACUGAAGAACAAUGAGCUCAACGAUACAUUGAAUAUGGGCAGCAGUAUCGGUGAGCAACUGCAACUGGUAGAUUUGCAAAGCAACAAGAUCGAAGCUGUAACAUUGAGUACGGAAUACAGAAACACAUUGGAGCUGUCUGGGAAUCCCGUAUGCGCUACAGCUCUAGCACACACUGCCUAUUGUCGAGUUCAACAACAAACCUCAAAGGCAUACUCCACAAGCUUAACUAGUUGCGGGAGUAAAUUGUGUCCGUCUGAUCAGAAACUCAGCCCUCAGACAUGUGACUGUGCAUAUCCAUAUGAAGGCACAUUAUAUUUUAGAGCACCUUCAUUUCGAGAGUUAUCCAAUAUUAAUGUUUGGCAUUCUCUAGAAAUGAGCCUUUGGGUGAAACUAGGCCUGACUCCUGGCUCAGUUUCGCUGCAAAAUCCGUUCUUCAACACUGAUGAUUACCUUCAGGUGUACUUGCAACUCUUUCCGUCAAAGAGUAAGCAUUUUAACCGGUCAGAGAUUCAGAUGAUGGGGUUUUACUUGAGCAAUCAAACCUAUAAGCCUCCAGCAGGAUUUGGACCGUAUUUUUUCAUAGCAACUCCUUAUGUUUUUUCAGAUGGCCAUGGAGGUGCUUCUAUUGGCGUUGGCACCGUUGUCGGGAUAGCUACUGCUUCUACCAUUCUAGUCAUCAUGCUUAUCGGGCUUCUUCUAUAUGCUGUUCGACAAAAGAAACGUGCUGAAAAAGCAAUUGGUUUAAGUAGACCUUUUGCAUCUUGGGCUUCAAGUGGUAAAGAAGGUGGAGGUGCACCACAGUUAAAGGGAGCUAGAUGGUUCUCUUACGAUGAACUCAAGAAAUGCACCAGCAAUUUCUCUGACGACAAUCAGAUAGGAUCCGGUGGCUAUGGCAAGGUUUAUAGAGGAAUGAUACCUGGGGGGCAAGUAGUUGCCAUCAAAAGAGCUCAGCAAGCAUCCAGGCAAGGCGGGCAUGAGUUCAAGACUGAAAUUGAGUUGCUUUCGCGGGUUCAUCACAAAAACCUUGUUGGCCUUGUCGGAUUUUGUUUUGAACAAGGAGAACAGAUGCUGGUGUAUGAGUUUAUGCCUAACGGAACGCUCAGAGACAGCUUAACAGGGAAAUCAGAAAUUUAUAUAGACUGGAAGAGAAGACUUCGCAUUGCUCUUGGUUCAGCAAGAGGGCUCGCAUAUCUACAUGAGCUGGCAGAUCCUCCUAUCAUCCAUAGAGAUAUCAAAACCACCAAUAUCCUUUUAGAUGAAAAUCUAACAGCAAAAGUUGCAGAUUUUGGCCUAUCUAAGCUAGUUUCAGACAGUGAAGGACACGUCUCGACCCAAGUUAAGGGUACCCUGGGCUAUCUAGAUCCUGAAUACUACAUGACACAACAGUUGACCGAUAAAAGUGAUGUAUACAGCUUUGGUGUGGUAAUGCUUGAGCUACUAACUGCUAGACCGCCUAUCGAGAAAGGGAAGUACAUUGUGCGCGAGGUGAGAUUGGCGAUGGAUAAAACCAAUGAAGAGGAGGAAUAUCAAUUGAGGGAGUUAUUAGAUCCGAGCAUCAAAAACAUGACACAUCUGGUGGGUUUUCGGAGGUUUAUACAACUAGCAAUGCAGUGUGUCGAAGAUUCUGCUGCGGACCGACCAACUAUGAGUGAGGUUGUGAAGGCACUAGAGACCCUUUUAAUUACUGAUGGACUCCACACGGAAUCUACAUCCACAUCCUCAUCUGCAACUGAGUUUGGAUCUGUGAAAAGCGCACCUAAACAUCCUUACAACGAAGCUACACUCAAAAGGAAUGAUAGCGAUGCAUUUGACUAUAGUGGUGGAUACACUAUUUCGGCCAAAGUGGAACCCAAGUAAUGUAUGCUGAUACCUAAAAGGCUAAUUUUGUGUAGGAUUUGAAUGUGCUGGAGCCUAGGCCUCCAUCCUUUCUUGUAGAAUUGGACAUGGUAGAACCAUGGUCCUACUAUAUGACACAUACAACAAAACGGUGUAUACUUAUUUUGCCACAAUUCAAUAUAUAACAUGUUUUUAUGA
Messenger RNA from Cynara cardunculus var. scolymus (artichoke), 3076 nucleotides. Its product is annotated as probable leucine-rich repeat receptor-like protein kinase At5g49770. Gene Ontology annotation, biological process: protein phosphorylation. Bases 14 to 2899 code for a protein of 961 amino acids. Gene Ontology annotation, molecular function: protein binding; protein kinase activity; ATP binding. The transcript is spliced from 19 exons. The record is from RefSeq and is a predicted model, not a curated record. NCBI's taxonomy places the organism in Eukaryota, Viridiplantae, Streptophyta, Magnoliopsida, Asterales, Asteraceae.